ACGGCUAUCUACCCUGUUCAGUUGGGUUGUUUCUCCACUGAAGUUCACUUCCAAGAACUCUCACAUGCACCAUCUCCCAAGAGUCAGAGCUCUCUUUCUGCUAAACCUCAAGCUAAAAUCCACCCACCAACUCAAACGAACCCAUGCCCAGUUGAUUACCAGUGGCCUCCUCAAAUCGCCCACCCUUUAUGCCAAACUAAUUCAGCAAUACUGUGCCUUAUCAGACCCACAAAGCACCAACCUUUAUGCCCAUUUUGUAUUCAAACACUUUGAUGAGCCAAACUUGUUCCUCUUAAACACUUUGAUAAGAUGUUCUCAACCCAAAGACUCUAUUCUUGUUUUUGCCAAUUGGGUAUCUAAAGCAACCUUAUUUUUUGAUGAUUUUACCUACAAGUUUGUUCUUGGAGCUUGUGCUAGGUUGCCUUCAGUGUCAACAUUAUUAGCAGGCAGCCAAAUACAUGCCCGGAUCAUGAAACAUGAUGUCGUAUCAAACAUUUUGGUGCAAACUACACUGGUACAUUUUUAUGCUAGUAAUAAAGAUUUUGUUUCUGCACGGAGGGUGUUUGAUGAAAUGGCUGUGAAAAAUAGCGUUACGUGGAAUGCAAUGAUCACGGGGUAUUGUUCACAAAGAGAAAGUGCUCGUGAUGCAUUAGUGUUGUUUCGAGACAUGUUGGAUGAUGUUUCUGGUGUGAAACCUACUGAUACUACAAUGGUUUGUGUUCUUUCUGCGGCUUCUCAGUUGGGUGUGUUGGAAACUGGUGCUUGUGUACAUGGUUAUAUUGAGAAGACAAUAUGGGUUCCUCAUAAUGAUGUGUUUAUAGGCACUGGUCUUGUUGAUAUGUACUCAAAAUGUGGAUGUGUUGAUGGUGCUCUGUCCAUUUUUAAGCGAAUGAAAGAGAAGAAUAUCUUGACUUGGACAGCAAUGGCAACCGGGCUAGCCAUUCAUGGUAAGGGAAAUGAAGCAUUGGAGCUUUUGGAUGUAAUGGAGGCUUAUGGAAUAAAACCCAAUGCAGUGACUUUUACCAGCUUGCUUUCGGCUUGUUGCCACUCGGGGCUUGUUGAAGAAGGCCUCCAUUUGUUCCAUAUGAUGAAGAGCAACUUUGAUGUCAUGCCUCAGAUGCAACACUAUGGUUGCAUUGUUGACAUGCUUAGCCGCAGAGGAUACUUGAAAGAAGCCUAUGAAUUUAUAGUAGGGAUGCCAGUUGAACCUGAUGCCGUCUUGUGGAGGAGUUUGCUAAGUGCUUGCAAAGUUCAUGGGGAUGUUGCAAUGGGCGAGAAGGUGGGGAAGAAGCUGCUCCACAUACAGUCGGCACAGACUUGUGCAGAUUUGACUCCAAAGAGUGAGGACUAUGUAGCUUUGUCGAACAUUUAUGCUUAUGCUGAAAGGUGGGAGGAUGUGGAGAUGGUAAGACAGGAAAUGAAGGUUAAGGGAAUUGAAAACAAAGCUGGUUAUAGUUCAAUUCAAACUUCUUCAAACCUUAGCAAUCAUGUCCUGGAUGGAUUGUAGUUUUGCAAGUCAGCGAAAUAUUGAGCUGGUAAAAAGACAACUAUUCAGAGUGCCCACACACUCUUCAUGAUUCAGAAAAAGAUUCAAAGUUGAACCUCGUAUUUACUUUCAAAUUUUUCAGUGGUUAGAGGACUUCUUAUAGAUAAUGCAAAGAGCAAGUGUACUGUAUGUAAAGUGCAUUUUAUUAUAUUUUAUAAGCAAUUGAGGGUAUCAGAUCUUAUUUUGGCCCAUCAGCCUA
Molecule: messenger RNA, 1745 nt
Organism: Prunus mume (Japanese apricot)
Lineage: Eukaryota; Viridiplantae; Streptophyta; Magnoliopsida; Rosales; Rosaceae
Gene: MEF20
Product: mitochondrial editing factor 20
Biological process (GO): RNA modification
Molecular function (GO): RNA binding; protein binding
Source: RefSeq, a predicted model, not a curated record